This is a messenger RNA of Entrophospora sp. SA101, 2658 nucleotides long. The record is from the annotation of a GenBank genome assembly. Lineage: Eukaryota; Fungi; Glomeromycota; Glomeromycetes; Entrophosporales; Entrophosporaceae.
AUGACUGAUAAUCUUGAUAAUAUAAUAGAAGUUGAAAAACAAAAUAUUAUUACUACUUAUAAUGAAAGUAGUGGUAGUGGUAAAAAAAAAGAUCAAUAUUAUAUUGCAAUUAGCAAUGAUGGAGAAUAUAUAGCUAGACUUGAUUGUAAUAAGGAUGAAAAUGAACUUAAUCCAUAUGUAAAACCUUCAGAGGCAAAAUAUCCACAAGAAGAUAAUAGAAAACAAGAACAAACAAAAAAGGAUAAUAGCAAUCAGGAAGAACAAAUAAAAAAGGACAAUAGAAAACUUUUAAUUUGGUCAUUUUCUAUAUCAAAUACGAUUUCUUUUAAUAGUAAACCAACAAUUUUAGUGGCAAUUUCAAGAGUAGUACCAAAUGAUAUGAUUGAUCGUGAUAGACCAAUUAAUCACUUACUUGAUAAACUUGAGGAAUAUGAAGAACUCAAAUUAAAAUAUCAAAAUAUGAAAGAACUUUAUCCCUUGCAUACACAACCUUCUAGUACUGUAAUAUUUUAUAUAGAUAUAAGCAAUAUUUAUAAAGAUGAUGAUAAAAGUAACAAUAACAAUUAUGAGAUUAAGAUAGAUGAAAAUGGAAUUUGUUUAACUAGUAAUAUUGGUGGAAUUGUGAGGUUUUUACCAGAAGUUGAAAAAAACAAAACAAGUCUUUUAAUAACAAAUGUAAAAGGAUUUUAUAAAUCUCUUGAUAAUUUAGAUAAACCAAAUAUUUAUUCAAUUUUAAAUUUAAAAAGAUUUCUUUUUCCACCAAAAUUCAAAAAAGAUAUUGAAACUCAGUUUGAACAAACACCUUGCCUGGAAAAACUUCUUUCCUAUAUUUAUAAAAACUAUUUUCUAUUUAAUCAAUUUAAAAACAGAAUCCAAGCGUUGGAAUUAUAUUCAAUGUUAACAAUGGAAGCAGAGCAAUGUUUUUUUACUCGUGAAGAAUUAAAAACUCAAAAAUAUGGCAUUCCUACUUAUGCAAUUUCAUUAAAUAAUCUUUUGCUAGCAUUUACAUCUGGAAAUAAAGAUAUUAGAAUUUAUUCUAUGGAAUCAGGUCUUUUUAUUGCUUUAAAAAAUUUGGAUGACAAAGAUGAAUUUUUAUUUCUAGAAUUUAUACAUAAUGAUGAAAGAUUAUUCAUUGUUACACGAAAUGAUACCAAUCAUAAAAUCUCUAUAAAAAUUUGGGAUAUUUUUAAUUCUUCUCCUGAAGAUUUUAAAUAUGAAAUUAACAACAAUAUUAUUCCAAAAAAAUUUGAUUGUUUGAAUAUUGCAAGAUCAAAUGGGAUGAUUUUUUUUGUUAAAGAAGAUGGCAAAGUCUUAAAUGUUCUUAAAAAUAUUGAAUUCAAAGAAUUCAAAGUAUUUGAAAAUGAUGAUGACAAUAAUAAUGGAAUAAAAGAAGAAAAAUCAUUUACUGUAUUUAAAAAUUUUAAGAAAGUUGACAAAUAUUUAAACCAUUGGUAUUAUUGUGCAGAAGAUGAUUCUGAUAAACAUAAAAUAUUUGAUCCUUUUGAAAAACAUAGUGAUCUUGGUGGUCCAAAAACUUUACUAUUAGUAGAUAAUAAGGAAAAAUGGGUUGAUGUUGAUCAAAUUACACCAAUAGUAAAUAAUAAGGAACAAUGGAAUUUGAGAGUUGGUUGUAGAAAAUUUGAACUAGAGGUUACUUGGGGUUUAGAUAAUGGGAGCAGCAAAAAAAUCCAAUGGCCUUAUCCAGAUCAAUAUGUAACACCUAUAAGACAUGCUUGUAAGGCUCUUGAGUAUCUUAAUUUUAAAAAAGAUUUAUUAGUAAGCUAUAAAAAACAACGUGGAUUUGAAGAAAUGUAUGAAUAUAUUGUAAAAAUUAUUUUGAAAUUCAUUAGAGACAAACCUGAAAUAUGGAAACUUAUGGAUACUCGUUAUGAGGUUAUGUCAAACCUUAUCAAUGGUGGAGUUAAUUCUCUUAUAAAGUAUAUUUUAUUUGGUAAAGAUCAAAUUGGAGACAAUAUAUUAGCAAUCAAAUAUUACACUGAAAAAAAUGAUAAUUUAAUUAUAGGCUAUUUAUUAGAAUAUUAUUCCAACAAUGCUAUUGAACAUAUUGGAUGGAUGAUCACUGUUUCAACAACUUUACCUUUACUUUUCCAAUCUCAUUUAGAAGAUUAUGUGUAUGAUUUAUUUUACAAAGAAUGUUUUACUGAUAAUAACAUAGGAACAAAUUUUAAACUUUUUUUAGAUAAAGAAUUGACUGAUAAUAGCAUAGGAAUAAAUUUUAAGCUUAAAGAAGAUACUGAAAGCAACCUCCUGCAAAAUAGUGUAAAGAAAAUUCCUUUUAAAAAAAUAGCUUUUGGAAAAGAUAAUCAAAAUAGAGCAAAUGAGACUAAAGAGAAAACUGCUCAAAAAGCUGAAGGAAAAAACAAACACAAUACAGUACCAUUCAACUUGUGUGUAGUACCACUUCCAAAUUUCACAGUUAAUAAGAUUGAAAAGAAAAAUGUUCAAAAAAAUGUUGUUAUAGCUUGUCUUAGACAUCUUAUACUUCCUUAUAAGUAUAUUGUUGAAACAACUAUAAUAGUUAAAUCAUUUGAAAUUGAAGAUGCAUUUGGUAGUGUUAAACCUGAUCAAGGAACAAUUGCUGCUAUAUCUUUUUCAAUGUUAUUUCUUUGGAUUGAAUUUGUAACUUUCAUACCUUAG